Molecule: messenger RNA, 4507 nt
Organism: Schistosoma mattheei
Lineage: Eukaryota; Metazoa; Platyhelminthes; Trematoda; Strigeidida; Schistosomatidae
Source: the annotation of a GenBank genome assembly
AUUUGCGGGAAGUUUGGUUUCUCUGGCUAUGGAGCGAACUAACUCUAAAUCAACUGAAAAGAUCGUCACAGAUUAUCAAAAGGCACAUAAACGCGCUGAGCUUGAACGUUUACGUAUAGCCAGAGAGCAUCAAAGGGAACUAGAAAGAAAACAAAAAAUAUUGGAGAAGGUUUCUCUUUUCGAUUAUUUAAACACUUCUGACUAGGAAAGGCAACAACGAGAAAGACAAGAAAAGAGAGAUGCUGAAGAACGUAAGAAAGAAGAGAAGCGUUUGAAACGUAAGGAAGAGCAGCGCAAAAAAGAAGAGGAAAGAGAAAAUGAGCGUAAAAAGAAGGAGUAUGUUUCAUGCUACUCAAAUUUCUUAGUUUCGUUUGUCUUCUUUAUUCAAUACUCAUUUUUUGUUUUAGGGAAGAAAAACGCAAGAAAGAGGAAGAAAAACUGCAAAAAGAACAAGAAAGGAAAAGGGAAGAAGAGUUAAAAACCCAGAGAGAAGAAAAACAACGGGCAGUUUUGUUAGGAUUUCUUGUGAAAUCAGAAAGCAAAAAGGUCUUGUAAUUUUCAUUUAAUGUUUUAUUUGUUUAUUAGGAAACCAAUACCAUCUCUUGUACAGACUGUGGACCAUUUAUACAAUUUGAAGUCAGAAAAGAUAUGAGAAUGGCUCCUUUGCAUAGAAUGUCACAGGCUUUACUUUCCUCAAAGCGAAGCAACAUGGAAAACUUACGACAUGCAUGGGUAAACGGAAACGACAAGGAUGCAGCAUCAUCACUUGGGUUACUUAAAUUCGGACGUGCUAACUAUCUUCAUGAACUACGAACAGGACAGAUAUUACCAUUAUCCUAUCCAAGUACUUGGCCAAUUGAACCUCCCGAAGUUCAAUAUCUUGGAGAUAAUAUCCAUCCUGUUAUAAACUCGAUCGCUUUAAAACAACACGGUAAUCGUGGUAGUGGUGGAACAGUAUGGCUACGUGCAAAGUUAUUCCAAUUCGUUGAAAAUUAUCGACCUGCAUAUUAUGGUACAUGGCGACGUCGUAGUUGUAUUGUUACUGGGCGUAGACCAUUUGCUCGUGAUGAUUAUCAACUUGAUUAUUCCAUCGAUUCAGAUGAUGAAUGGGAAGAAGAAGAACCUGGUGAAAGUAUCACGCAGUCUGAUGUGAGUUAAUUCAUUAGAAAUGAUAAAUAAACAGUUUUGCUUUGUUAAAAGAAUACGUAACGUAAAAUAACAAAAUAUGAUGCCCGAUAGUAUGUACUUAACAUUUGCACUGAUAGAUCUGUCCAAUGGGUAGUAUAUACUCCAGAUUAUUGACUGGACACUUUGAAAUUGGAAAACGGAUUAUGAAUGAGUAGGAAACAAUCCAUAAAUGAUAUUCGUUAUUCUUGUAACCUCUUUUUAUAUCUUUGAUCAAAUUUUACUCACAAUUUUUGGUACUUUAUUGUUUUUUGCUAUUUUAAAUGACAAAAGGAAAUUUCCAGUUAAUUUCACAUGUAUUUAUUCAUUUAAAUGUUACGACUGUGAAAAUACAGUGUAGAUAGAAAACGGGUCUUUUCGCUCAAUAUUUGGAAAAGUUUACACCUUAAUUUUUAAAUCUGAAAACUAUCUAUGUCAAAUUGCUAGGCACCGGUUAAUAAUUCGGUUUCUACUAUUUGACAGUGAAAUAAUACUGGAUUUUCUAAGUUAAAGCUUUAAACAUACCAUUGGCAUAAAUUUUAGUGCAGCUACAUUUAUUUUAGAUUGAUAAACUUAGUGGUAGACUUUUAUUUACUUUGUCUUUCAGCUUAUUUUUACGCCAUUUUUUGGCUGUUUUUUUGUAAUCAAUUCAAUGUAAUUUUACGUGAUUUUAAUUGUGAUCCGAGUUAUAUGUGGUUUUACAAGUUGCUUAGUUGAAUAUAGCCAGUACUUUUUUAAAAUGGAUAGACACAUUUAGUGUUUUUGCUUGCAAAUUACCCCUAGCCUUAUCAAUGUUUUCUUCGCCUACUCGAAAGAAUUUAGAUGUGUUAGUUAUUUUCACACAGAAAAUGACCGUUUGUUACAUUGAUAAAACAUAAAAUUUUCGAUCUCAUCUCUUUCUGUUGACUUCUAGGUGUAUAUGUGUGAUAGUUUGGGUAAUGAAAAUGUUAACCUUCAUCAACUGAAGAGUAGUAGAGGCAUGCUAUUCAUAGUUAACUGUCGUCUAUCCCGAUGUGCUACACUGGCCGUCUUGAUAAUAGGCUAGCAAAAUUUUAACGUUAUUAGACUAAGACAUCUGGGAUCCAUUAAGCCAUUGAUUGUUAGUUCCAUGCAUAUUGACAGGUGUAGAUCUUCUGAUUGAGUACCUUAAAAUAAUCGUAGUUGAUAUGAUUGAAAAGAAUGAAGAUGAAGAAGACGAGGAUGAGGAAAAAGGUGAUGAAGAUGACGAUGAUCAGUUCUUUGUUCCACACGGCUAUUUAUCUGAUGAUGAAGGUGUUGCUGUAGAAGAAGGUGAUGGUCCGAUCCCUGAUGAAAUGAAGCAAUUGCGUCAACAGUUAUCUGUUGCGGAGUAUGAAGCAGCUCAUCGUCGUGGACUUCAACGUUUAAAACCAUUAUUACUAGGACCUUUAUGGUUGCCUGAACCAGUUGAAUGUUGUUUACCAAGCAGUAAUGCAAGUAACAAUAAUACUACUAGUGCUACCACUAAUAAUAAUCAUCAUUUUGAAGAGAAUAAAGAAAACAUCGAAUUUCCUGAAAGAUUUAUUCUCAGUAAGCAAACCAAUGAGAAAACUGAAUUCCAAUUAAUGAAAUCUGUUUUAAGCGUCUAUCGUGUGCAUUUAUGGACAACAAAUUUUCCGAUUUCUGUUGAACCAGAUAUUGUUGCCACUACUACGCCUUCAAGAAGACCGAAAAAAUCUAUCCCAGAAGAAGCGAUGGCGUAUUUUAUUCACCUUGUUCAUCGGAGUCCUUUGGGAAAGCAUAAAUUAGCUUUUGAAUUUCGUGUAUUUUGGUAUCGUCAUACUACUGGCAUUCUACCAGAAUGCUUACAAUAUAUGGAAUAUAAAAAAUAUAAUGCUUCUUCAUUGGGUUCAUCAAUCUCACGCGGUGGUGGUCUUCCUGUUUUAUCUGGUCCAGGUUGGGAUAGUUUACCAUUAAGUCAAUCACUUGUGUUAUCCAAAUUAUCUGAGAUCGCGGUUUUCACAGAAGGAAGGUGGAUGGUUAACACAGAAAUACUUCAGAAAUAUGCUUCACGUCUUUGUAAUCUGUGCAAUAUUCAAGAAUUAAGUGGUGGUAUUGCUGGUAGUUUGAACAAAGUUGAUAAAGAUUAUUUUAAUAAUCUUAUAUUUCCUUCAUGGGAAUAUUUAACAGAUGUAGCGGUGACUAGUAGCAGAGUAAAUCGUGGUACAUCAACAACUAGUCGUCGAUCUCUAGAAGUACCACAAUCACAAUUACAGGCAACUGUAGAUCGUUUACAUGAACCGCACAAAAAUGUAAUGACUAUCAAUAAUUGUCCAGUUGUUUUAUUGCAGCCUCUACAAUCUUCAGAUGUUGUAGUAUCAAGUAAGCAAACUGAUAAGGAAUUAUCAAUUCAUAAAAAUGAACAAUUGUUUCAAUCUAAAAAAUUCAUUCAUCCGAAAAAGACAUUAAUUUAUCGGUUAGCAUAAGUCAGGAGAACUGUUCUUCUUCAAAAGUGACUACUACUAUUGCUUCUACUGGUUCGUCCCAUACUCCAAGCCGAAGAAAAGGAGUUACUAACAAGAUUCCCACAAAUGAAAAAGACACUCCUUCAUCUGUCAAUAACAGUAAAGAAAACUAUUCUCCGAAAGUGACUACUACCACUGGUUCAUUACAAACUCCAGGUCGAAAAAGAGUAACUUUGGAUUCAUUUCUUAUACCACCUGCAAAACGAUCAAACGUUAAUUUAUGUUCUGAAAUUCAGUCAGAUGAAGAUUGUGUUAUUGUAGACUCAAAAUGACAAUUAUUUCACUCUCACAAUAUAUAUGUAUAUUGUUUGAAAAUAUUUGUGAAUAGUCUAGGAGAUAUAUAGUUUAUGUGUGCAUACCUCAGUAUUUACGUUUUUCGAAACCGUGUUUUGUUUAGGGUGAUUUAACCCCUGCUUAUCUCAUUACCAUUUCAAUCCUCUCUUAUUUCAUAAUAAUUGUCUACUCUCUAAUCUAUGUAUAAAAAUUAGUUUAAAGGGAUGCAUGCUAAAUCCAUAUUCCGUAUGCUCUUUUUGUUAUUUUUUUGUUAACAUGUGAAACUAUGAAGUACUAUUAAGUAACUGAAAUAUAUACUUUAUCUCCUCUCUCGCUCUUCACAUAUACUGUUUUAUAGAAAUUCUUUGUAAAGAUUUCAUCUAUUGUUUAUACAUAUUUCAUUAUUUUGAAGAUAAACAAAAGUAAAGUAUAGUGGACUAUUGUUUUUCCUCUCCUUCACCAAUGUGUGCUUCACAUUAUCAUCUAUUUUUGUAUAUUUAUGUGUUUAUGAUCAGCCAAAAAAUAUGUUUCUCUAUUCAACAACUUGUAGAUGUUUUUUUCGAAAAAAAAGUUAAUAAUUUUGUUUU